AUGAACAAGUCUAUCUGUGUCUCCUGGAGUGUGAUAAUGUUAGGGGUGCAGCUGACUUUACAACCUAUAUUAGCAUUCAAUUUCAAGACUGGUUAUUUGACCCUUUCUUCACCUCGGUCCAUGUUUGUUAGCCAACUAAUUGGAACUGCAAUGGGUUGCAUGAUUUCCCCGUGUGUAUUUUGGCUUUUUUUUAAGGCCUUCAGGGAUCUGGGGACUCCUGGAAGUCAAUACCCUGCUCCUUAUGCUACUGUAUUUCGAAACAUGGCUAUAUUGGGGGUAGAAGGAUUCUCCUCUCUACCAAAGAAUUGUCUCUAUCUUUGUUAUUGGUUCUUCGGUGCAGCUAUUCUGAUAAAUUUGAUCAAGGAUGCCUUGGGUAAGAAACGGGCUAGUUUCAUUCCCAAUCCAAUGACAAUGGCUAUACCUUUCUAUAUUGGCUCAUACUUUGCCAUCGACAUGUGUGUGGGAAGCUUGAUUCUAUUUAUCUGGGAAAAGAUUGACAAGGCAAAGGCAGAUGCUUUUGGGCCAGCAGUGGCUUCUGGUUUGAUUUGUGGGGAUGGGAUAUGGACUUUGCCUAGUUCGAUACUUGCUCUAGCAGGAGUAAAACCUCCCAUUCGCUUGAAAUUUUUGUCAAGGAGAACAAAUGCUAAGGUCGAUGCGUUUUUAGGGUCAUAAAUUUGAAUUUCAGAUCAACUUCAAUAGAAACUGUGAGUUAGAGCUGAAUUGCUUCCUAGACCAAGGUUAUGAAGUUUACAUAUGAAGUUCGACUCAAAAGUGCUGUAGAUAAUCACCUGCUAUUUUGUGGAGUGAACAACUAUUUUCUCUAUAAUCAUAUCUGGAGAAGAAAAUCAAAUGUCCAUUUACUUGUAUAUGCUUUUUAGUCAAUCCUUGGAAAUAUGCUUGUAGUUUUUUUCUUGUCUAGUUUGAAGAAGAUAGUGGAACAGAUGCAUCAAACAAUGUGCAAACGGAAAAUAUCAAAAGUGAAUGUGCAAAUAUUACAGGUUGCAGGCAUGUUGCUUUUGAACAUAUUGCAAUUAUCUUUGUUGAUUUCUUCUUCCUUA
Messenger RNA from Populus nigra (black poplar), 1058 nucleotides. Its product is annotated as probable metal-nicotianamine transporter YSL14. The transcript is spliced from 2 exons. Lineage: Eukaryota; Viridiplantae; Streptophyta; Magnoliopsida; Malpighiales; Salicaceae. The record is from RefSeq and is a predicted model, not a curated record. Gene Ontology annotation, cellular component: membrane. Gene Ontology annotation, molecular function: oligopeptide transmembrane transporter activity. The coding region runs from base 1 to 672 and encodes 223 amino acids.